Molecule: messenger RNA, 1740 nt
Organism: Ochotona curzoniae (black-lipped pika)
Lineage: Eukaryota; Metazoa; Chordata; Mammalia; Lagomorpha; Ochotonidae
Product: acyl-coenzyme A synthetase ACSM5, mitochondrial-like
Exons: 13
Coding region: 1-1740 (579 amino acids)
Biological process (GO): fatty acid biosynthetic process; acyl-CoA metabolic process
Cellular component (GO): mitochondrial matrix
Molecular function (GO): fatty acid ligase activity; fatty-acyl-CoA synthase activity
Source: RefSeq, a predicted model, not a curated record
AUGGGGCUCUGGCUGAGAGGUGCGGUCCUGCGGGCACUUAGGGGUUCCCGGGGAUUUUGCAGAUCUCCUGGGCAGCCAUCACCUCUCCCUGCUCCCCAGAAGGUGGUGGCCACUUGGGAAGCCAUCAAUCAGGGACGGCAGCCAGUGCCCGAGUAUUUCAACUUUGCCCAUGAUGUGCUGGACACGUGGAGUCAGAUGGAAAAGGUUGGGCAUCGGCCCCCAAAUCCUGCCUUCUGGUGGGUAGGUGACUCAGGAGAAGAGGUCAAGUGGAGCUUCGAGGAACUGGCCAAACAGUCCAGCAAGGCAGCCAACGUCCUGGAGGAUGCGUGUGGCCUGCGGCCUGGGGACAGGGUGAUUUUGGUGCUCCCGCGGCUCCCGGAGUGGUGGCUGAUCAGCGUGGCUUGCAUGCGAACAGGGGUCGUCAUGAUUCCAGGCAUCUGUCAACUCACGGAGAAGGACCUCAAGUACCGGCUGCAGGCGUCCAGGGCCAAGUGCAUUAUCACCAGCGACUCUCUAGCUGCACGGGUGGAUGCCAUUAGCGCUGACUGCCCCUCCCUCCAGACCAAGCUGCUCGUGUCAGACAGUAACCGGCCAGGCUGGACAAACUUCAGGGCACACCUCCGAGAGGCUUCAGCCAAGCAUGACUGCGUGAAAACCCGGAGUCAAGACUCCUUGGCUAUCUAUUUCACCAGUGGAACUACCGGAGCCCCCAAGAUGGUCGAGCACUCUCAGAGCAGCUACGGACUGGGCUUCGUGACCUGUGGCAGGCAGUGGAUGGCCUUGACUGAGUCAGACAUCUUCUGGAAUACAACUGACACUGGCUGGGUGAAGGCAGCCUGGACGCUCUUCUCUGCCUGGGCCAAUGGAGCUUGCAUUUUUGUGCAUGAGCUACCCCGAGUUGAUGCCAAGACCAUCCUGAAUACUCUCUCCCUGUUCCCGAUCACCAACCUCUGCUGUGUUCCAACCCUCUUUCGGCUGCUUGUGCAGGAAGAUCUGACCAGGUACAAGUUUCCGAGCCUGAGGCACUGCUCAACAGGAGGCGAGGCCCUCAACCCUGAUGUGAGAGAGAAGUGGAAGCUACACACUGGCUUGGAACUGUUUGAAGGCUAUGGACAGUCAGAAACAGUAUUAAUUUGUGGCAAUCUAAAAGACGCACUCAUCAAGUCCGGAUCCAUGGGCAAAGCAAUCCCACCUUAUGAUACACAGAUUGUGGAUGAUGAAGGCAACGUUCUGCCUCCAGGAAAAGAGGGGAACAUUGGCAUCCGUGUCAGACCGAACAGACCCUUCUGUUUCUUCAAACACUAUUUGGAAAAUCCUGAGAAGACGGCAGCAUCAGAGAAAGGGGACUUCUACAUCACGGGGGACCGAGCCCACAUGGAUGAGGAUGGCUACUUCUGGUUCGUCGGGAGGAGUGACGAUGUGAUCAACUCUUCAAGCUACCGGAUCGGGCCCGUGGAGGUGGAAAGUGCCCUGGCUGAGCACCCAGCUGUCCUGGAGUCUGCCGUGGUCAGCAGCCCAGACCCCAUCAGGGGGGAGGUGGUGAAGGCAUUUGUCGUCCUUUCCCCAGAGUACUCCUCUCACGACCCAGAGGUGCUGACCCGGGAACUCCAGGAGCAUGUGAAGAGAGUGACUGCCCCAUACAAAUACCCCAGGAAGGUGGCUUUUGUUUCUGAACUGCCUAAGACAGUUUCUGGAAAGAUCCAAAGGGCCAAACUGAGAAGCCAAGAGUGGGGUAAAUGA